AUGCGCACAGCCGAGACGCCCUUCUGGAAGUUGCCAGGGGGCCCGAGCCGUAGAACACCGCUACGAAUGUACCCAUUCUCUACUCAUCAGCCAGCAGGCCCAAACCCCAAGCAGGAUCACUUCGUGGCCUCUGAUCAAUAUGCAAAGGAAGGAAACAACGAUCCUGAUAUGGAUAUAAUGAUGAGACUCAAAGAUGAUCUGGAAUGCCGUCGAAAUUCUCUCCUUGGGACCCCACGGGAUUCGCCAUCUCCGGUUGCUGAAGAGGAAGACACGCUGGUAGCUAAAGGGGGAGGUGCGUUGUGGGGACACGCUCUAUUGCUAACUACCAUGGAUGGCGGCAAAACCUCGUCUCUCGAUUGGGCGGACCGGCUCAAUUCCCCAGGCGCCAAUGAGACGCCUGAUCGUGUCAAGCAGGACGAGUCCGAGUCGGACUGGGACGUUCUGGAGUCGGAAUGGGAUGAUCUGGAGUCGGAACGGGAUGUUCUGGAGUCGGAAAGGGAACCCGAAUUUCUGGAGAUGAAGCCCGAGCCAUUGACCAUUAGAACGCUGUGA
Messenger RNA from Canariomyces notabilis, 552 nucleotides. RefSeq lists its product as uncharacterized. Lineage: Eukaryota; Fungi; Ascomycota; Sordariomycetes; Sordariales; Chaetomiaceae. The record is from RefSeq and is a predicted model, not a curated record. The transcript has a single exon. The coding region runs from base 1 to 552 and encodes 183 amino acids.